GUCAAUCCGCUUACGGGGUUUCUCCCGCUGUGGCUCGGGAUAACACACCACUCGUCGGCGAUUUGUUUCGCUCUGAGCUAAACUUCACCGCUUCUGGAUAAAAACACUGGAGGAAGAACUAAACCAAGCCGUGUCGAGCAUGAACGCGUGAUUAUCGCCCGGGAGAGAGCGGUCUCGCUGCUGUCCUGCCCGUGUCGCGGUGUGUAUCGGCGCUGAGAGCAGUGUCCGCGGGCAUGGCCUCGGUCACCUCGAUAGAGGCCGUGAAGAGGAAGAUCCAGGGCCUCCAGCAGCAGGCGGAUGAUGCCGAGGACCGGGCAGAAACACUGCAGAGAGAGCUGGACCUGGAGCGGCAGGGCAGGGAGAGAGCGGAGGCGGAGGUGGCGUCCCUGAACAGGCGUAUCCAGCUGGUGGAGGAGGAGUUAGACCGAGCCCAGGAGAGACUCGCCACUGCGCUGCAGAAGCUGGAGGAGGCCGAGAAAGCUGCCGAUGAGAGCGAGAGAGGAAUGAAGGUGAUCGAGAACAGAGCAACGAAAGAUGAGGAGAAGAUGGAGAUCCAGGAGAUGCAGCUGAAGGAGGCCAAACACAUCGCUGAGGAGGCGGACCGCAAAUACGAGGAGGUGGCGCGUAAACUGGUGAUUCUUGAGGGUGAGCUCGAGCGCUCUGAGGAACGAGCUGAAGUGGCUGAGGCUCGAGUCAGGCAGCUGGAGGAGGAACUUAGACUCAUGGACCAGAAUUUUAAAUCCAUGAUGGCCGGAGAGGAAGAGUACUCCACAAAGGAAGACAAAUAUGAAGAGGAAAUCAGAGUACUCACUGACAAACUCAAAGAGGCUGAAACGCGUGCCGAGUUUGCUGAGAGGUCUGUGGCGAAGCUUGAGAAGACCAUUGAUGAUUUAGAAGAUGAGGUGUACGCUCAGAAACUCAAGGGUAAAGCGCUCAGCGAGGAGCUGGAUCUGGCUCUGAACGACAUGACUACCCUCUAAACACACGCUCUUCAUCUCCUCCUCCUCUACAGUUUUCCCCUCUGUGGCUUCAUUGUCCAUUUGGCUAGUUGUGUUGUGUUUUCUUCUCCAUGUGACUUUGAAACGGACGUGGGUCUGAUUGGAUGGAGCUCAGGCUGCAGCUCAAGUCUGUCUCUCCUGAUGUUGUCAUGAUCUGUAAUGGAAAGGUCAACAUUGUGUGUUGUUCCCUCUCAGGACUGGUCGAUAAGCCUGAUGUUUAGUGUCAUCACAGUGUUGACUCUUCCACCGCAGCGUCUGUGUCGUAUGUGCUGCUUUACUUUAUCCUGCUGCUGUAAUAAAUGUCCUCAAUGUCUUCUUUC
Molecule: messenger RNA, 1318 nt
Organism: Rhinichthys klamathensis goyatoka
Lineage: Eukaryota; Metazoa; Chordata; Actinopteri; Cypriniformes; Leuciscidae
Gene: tpm2
Product: tropomyosin 2 (beta)
Exons: 8
Coding region: 234-980 (248 amino acids)
Biological process (GO): muscle contraction; actin filament organization
Cellular component (GO): actin filament
Molecular function (GO): actin filament binding
Source: RefSeq, a predicted model, not a curated record